AUGUCGGGACGCGGCAAAGGAGGCAAAGGACUCGGCAAGGGUGGCGCAAAACGCCAUCGUAAGGUUCUGCGCGAUAACAUUCAAGGAAUAACAAAGCCGGCUAUUCGGCGUUUGGCACGACGUGGUGGUGUAAAACGUAUUUCGGGAUUGAUUUAUGAGGAGACACGUGGAGUGUUGAAGGUUUUCUUGGAGAAUGUUAUACGCGAUGCUGUCACUUAUUGUGAACAUGCGAAACGAAAGACGGUUACAGCGAUGGAUGUCGUCUAUGCUCUGAAGCGUCAAGGUCGUACACUCUAUGGUUUUGGUGGUUAA
Cercopithifilaria johnstoni is the source of this 312-nucleotide messenger RNA. The record is from the annotation of a GenBank genome assembly. Lineage: Eukaryota; Metazoa; Nematoda; Chromadorea; Rhabditida; Onchocercidae.